GUGAAAACUUUUAACUUAGAUGAAAAUGGGCGUCAAGUUCCUUGCAGCACUUGUGGUAUUGACUUCGGCUUCCUCGUUUGCCACUGCUGCAGACCCAAACCCUCUGCAGGAGUUCUGUGUUGCCACUAAUGACACCAAGGAUGCUGUGUUUGUAAAUGGGCAACUCUGCAAAGACCCAAAACUAGCAGGACCUGAUGACUUCUACGCUUCUGGGAUCCACACACCAAGUAACACCUCGAAUCGACUUGGAUCAAAGGUUGUCAUGUUCGAUGUCGAAACCAUUCCGGGGCUCAACACUCUGGGGGUGUCCGUAGCUCGCAUCGACCUUGCACCGGACGGUGUGAACCCUCCCCACUCACACCCCCGAACCUCUGAGCUCCUGGUGGUGUUGGAGGGCACCAUCUACGCUGGCUUCAUCACCUCCACCCACGAAAUUAGCCGUCUCUUCUGGAAGGAGCUCAACAAGGGAGAUGUCUUCGCCUUCCCGAUGGGUCUCAUCCACUUCCAGCACAAUUCGGGCAACACCAGUGCUGUGGCCUUGGCUUGCUAUGGGAGCCAAAGAGGGGGAGUGGUCAAAGUACCAAACACAAUCUUUGGGGCAAGCCCACCCAUUGAGGUGGAUGUGCUCACCAAGGCCUUUCAACUGGAUGAGAAGGUGGUUAAACAUCUUCAAGAACUUUCAUGGCUUAAUUCGCCAACUCCCCCUAGUUGAGAUUUUGUAUAUAUACAUAUAUGUUUGUGAUAUUGUGAGCUGCUGACUAGAAUAUGUAUGGUUUAUUUACAAGUAAACCAUAUAAAAAUGAAAUAAAAUUUCAAAAAAAUAAAAUCCAUGUG
Malania oleifera is the source of this 834-nucleotide messenger RNA. RefSeq names its product germin-like protein subfamily 1 member 17. The record is from RefSeq and is a predicted model, not a curated record. The coding region runs from base 20 to 712 and encodes 230 amino acids. Lineage: Eukaryota; Viridiplantae; Streptophyta; Magnoliopsida; Santalales; Ximeniaceae. The transcript is spliced from 2 exons. Gene Ontology annotation, cellular component: cell wall. Gene Ontology annotation, molecular function: manganese ion binding.